Molecule: messenger RNA, 998 nt
Organism: Linum tenue
Lineage: Eukaryota; Viridiplantae; Streptophyta; Magnoliopsida; Malpighiales; Linaceae
Source: the annotation of a GenBank genome assembly
CCGUGACUGAACUCUCUCACUCUCUAUAGCCUACUCUCACCUUGUCAGGGGAAAACCACUCUCAUCAGGCAUUAGCAAUGGCUAGCAAGGUGAUGACGGCCGUGACAGCAGACUCGCAGCUCGAGCCGUGGUGCGACCUGCGAGGCAAAGUGGUCCUCGUCACGGGCGCAUCUUCAGGGCUGGGCCGAGAGUUCGCUCUCGACCUAGCCAGAGCUGGAUGCAGGGUAGUGGCUGCUGCUAGACGCGUCGACCGCUUGCAGUCUCUGUGCGACGAGAUCAAUGUGCAGACCAUCGCUAGCGAUGGUCUGCAUCGUCGCGCUGUGGCUGUGGAGAUGGAUGUUUCGACGGACGGUGGGGCCAUCGACGCUGCGGUGCAGAGGGCUUGGGAGGCGUUUGGGAGGGUGGAUGCAUUGAUCAACAAUGCAGGGGUGAGAGGUAGCAUUAAGAACCCAUUAGAGUAUUCUGAAGAGGAAUGGAACCACGAGGUGAAGACGAAUACGACGGGGACUUGGUUGGUUUCGAAAUCAGUCGGCAAGCGAAUGCGUGAUGCCGGGGUCGGAGGUUGCAUAAUCAACAUCGCUUCGAUCGCCGGUCACCCUCGUGGUCAAGUGGCGGUCGGUAAUGUUGGUUAUAUUACUUCCAAAGCGGGAGUAAAUGCACUGACAGCGGUAGCGAUGGCUCGGGAGUUGGGGGUGUACAGGAUCAGGGUCAAUUCUAUAUCACCUGGAAUUUUCCAGUCCGAGAUCACGAAAGGCCUGAUGCAGAAAGACUGGCUGAAGCAGGCCGGCAAGAGAACACUCCCUCUACAAACAUAUGGAACUGUAGAUCCAGCACUGACAUCGAUCAUCCGAUACCUCAUUCAUGAUUCGUCGCAGUAUGUGACGGGCAAUAUGUUCCUCGUGGAUGCCGGAGCCACCAUACCAGGCGUCCCUAUUUUCUCUUCACUUUGAAGAAAAGCUUGUACUGGAAAAUCAUAUCAAUGUUAUCAUGUAGUAGAC